AUGUCGUUUGACGCGCAAAAUCGGCACCGUGUGGUGGAGCUUCUCAGGAGUCUCUAUGCCAGUCCCAACGUGGAAGGAGAGCGUGAGACAAUAUUGGCAUUGGCUAAUUUGGUGCAGCAAGGCAAUGCGCAGCUUGUUUUGGACGAAAUCAAGGAGUAUCUCAAGCGCGGACUUCCGGUAGAACAAGAACGGUCCAUGAUUAUCUUGGACCAAUUGUUGCUUAAUUGCAUGCCUCAAUUUGCCGGUAUGGUCUCAUCUGAAAAAUGGACCGAACGUCUCUUGAAGGUUGCGAAGUCUGCGACGGUGGAAAGUGUCACAUAUAAGAUUAUUGAAACUGUUAUUUUGUGGCAAAAGAGGUACCGCACCGAUGGAUUCAAACGUUGUGUGCUUCGCUUUUCCCAAAGCAAAGUUUUGGGAGAAACCUUCAACCGAGUUUUGCACCGAAUUAAUGCGGAGCAACGCUCCUUGACACGCAGCAGAAAUCAGAGUCGGGAUAGUGCUGGACAAGAGGAAGUUGGGCAAACGGACAAACAUCAUGCUCUUAAUCGAGCAGAAACUAUCCUGCUUGAGGCCCAGGGUGAUCUUGCAUCUCUGGAGUACGCCCUUGAACACCCUCAUAUUCUUCAUGAUGAGGAUAUCGCUAAGGAGUGCAAACAACACAAGUUACGUUGCAUGCGCUUACUCGAC
This is a messenger RNA of Trypanosoma cruzi, 687 nucleotides long. RefSeq names its product C-terminal motor kinesin, putative. The annotation marks the transcript as partial. NCBI's taxonomy places the organism in Eukaryota, Euglenozoa, Kinetoplastea, Trypanosomatida, Trypanosomatidae. The transcript has a single exon. The record is from RefSeq and is a predicted model, not a curated record. Gene Ontology annotation, molecular function: ubiquitin binding; phosphatidylinositol binding.